AUCUUUCCCAUUUCACACUACACUAUACACUCUCUUAACUCUUCUGAAAGUAAACAAUAAUAAUAAUGGCAGUAAGUAACAACAUAAUAGCAACUCUAAACUUCAUCGCCAUAUUAUGUUCCAUCCCAAUUAUAACCGCGGGCAUUUGGCUCGCUUCAAAACCGGACAACGAAUGCAUACGUUGGCUUCGUUGGCCGGUUCUAAUCAUCGGCAUCUUGUUUUUGCUGUUAGCCUUGACAGGUUUCGUUGGGGCUUAUUGGAACAAACAAGGUUUAUUAGCAUUUUAUUUAUUCUGUAACGCUGCACUUAUAAUAACGGGCCUAAUAUUACUUAUAUUAGCGUUUGUAGUAACGCGCCCAUCUGGCGCGUAUUCGGUUCCCGGGAGGAGCUAUAAGGAAUAUAGAUUGGGUGGGUAUUCUGAAUGGCUACGGGAUCAUGUUACGGAUAUGGAUCAUUGGGGGAACAUUAAAUCGUGUUUGAGUUCUUCUUCGAUUUGUACUAAAAUGACCCAGAAAGAUUCUUAUACUGCUGAUCAAUUUUUCGCUACUAAUAUCUCUCCUCUUCAGUCGGGGUGUUGCAAGCCUCCAACUGCGUGUGGGUACCAAUACGUGAACCCAAUAAUGUGGAUCAACCCGACUAACCCAACUGGUGAUGUGGAUUGUCCAAUAUGGAACAACGACCCUAAUCAAUUGUGCUACAAUUGUGACUCUUGCAAAGCCGGGUUGCUGGGAAACCUAAGGAAGGAAUGGAGAACCGCCAACGUGAUCUUGAUUGUAGCCGUUGUGGCUCUUAUAUGCCUAUAUCUUAUCGCUUGUAGCGCCUAUAGAAACGCACAAACUGAAGAAAUUUUCAAAAGGUAUAAACAAGGAUGGACUUGAUGUAGAAUGCAUUUUGUGUUGUUAUAUCUUGUUUUAUUACGCACCCGGAUUUCUCAAAAUGUUGUGUUCCGAUUAAUUAGUUUAUUUUAAGUAGCUAGGUGCUUUAUCUAGUUUAGUUCUGCUUUUUUCGGUUAUUAAUGAUGUGGAAUGGUGGCUAGUAGUGGUGUGUAUAUGUUUCUUUUGGGAAAUGAUUUACAAACCAUUGUUUGAA
This is a messenger RNA of Erigeron canadensis, 1089 nucleotides long. RefSeq names its product tetraspanin-2-like. Bases 66 to 878 code for a protein of 270 amino acids. The transcript is spliced from 2 exons. Lineage: Eukaryota; Viridiplantae; Streptophyta; Magnoliopsida; Asterales; Asteraceae. The record is from RefSeq and is a predicted model, not a curated record. Gene Ontology annotation, cellular component: plasma membrane; plasmodesma. Gene Ontology annotation, biological process: auxin-activated signaling pathway.